AUGCAAUUUGAUGGCUGUAGUGUGGGAAAAUCACAAAGCAAACUGAACAUGCCUUAUGCAAACGAUAGGGCAUCGCCUUUCGAUGUCGUUUCGCUAGUGUACAGAAAGAUGUCGUCGUCCCGAUGGUAUUCGCGAAUGUUCUCCCGAAAACCCGCUUCUAGCACCAAACAAUCUGGAUCAGUUAUGACCGAGGAAGAAUCGGCGUCAACGCGAAACAAUGUGGAGGAGGUGCAUGGUCAGUUGUUCGAAGUCGGACCUCGCUACGUGAACCUCUCCUAUAUUGGUGAAGGAGCGUACGGCAUGGUUGCUUCUGCUUUGGAUACUGUCACACGUGAAAGAGUAGCAAUUAAGAAAAUAUCACCGUUUGAGCAUCAGACAUUCUGUCAGCGAACACUGCGGGAGAUCAAGAUUCUGACACGGUUCAAACAUGAGAAUAUAAUCAACAUACAAGAAAUUAUUCGUUCUGAAUCAGUGGAACAAAUGAAAGACAUUUACAUCGUGCAGUGCUUAAUGGAAACUGAUUUGUACAAGCUGCUUAAAACACAGAAACUGUCGAACGAUCAUGUAUGCUACUUCUUAUAUCAGAUUCUCCGUGGUCUCAAAUACAUCCAUUCUGCAAAUGUUCUGCAUCGUGAUUUGAAGCCCUCAAACUUGUUGCUCAACACCACCUGUGAUCUCAAGAUCUGUGACUUUGGAUUAGCGCGGGUGACAGAUCCCCAAACUGAUCAUACCGGUUUUCUAACCGAAUACGUCGCAACCCGGUGGUAUCGCGCACCGGAAAUCAUGCUGAAUUCUAAAGGUUAUACAAAAUCCAUAGAUGUUUGGUCCGUUGGCUGUAUUCUGGCUGAAAUGUUAAGCAACCGCCCGCUAUUCCCUGGCAAGCACUACCUCGAUCAGUUGAACCUCAUUCUUGCAGUGGUGGGAUCACCAUCGCAGGAAGAUCUGCAAUGUAUUAUCAAUGACAAGGCUCGUUCCUAUCUAAUCUCGUUACCUCACAAGCCCAAACAACCUUGGUCUCGUCUCUAUCCUGGAGCUGAUCCGCGUGCACUGGACCUUCUCGAAAAGAUGUUGACUUUUAACCCUAACAACAGGAUCAACAUUGAGCAAGCCCUAGCUCAUCCGUACCUGGAGCAGUACUAUGAUCCUAAUGACGAGCCCGUGUGCGAAGAGCCGUUCACCUACGAGAUGGAGCUCGACGACUUGCCAAAGGAGAAGCUGAAAGAGCUGAUCUGGCAAGAGGCUGAGCUGCAUCAUACGCGGAUGCAAGAGGAGGCCGCUAGAGCUGCUGUACAGUAA
Messenger RNA from Necator americanus (New World hookworm), 1296 nucleotides. RefSeq lists its product as uncharacterized. Lineage: Eukaryota; Metazoa; Nematoda; Chromadorea; Rhabditida; Ancylostomatidae. Gene Ontology annotation, molecular function: MAP kinase activity; ATP binding. Bases 1 to 1296 code for a protein of 431 amino acids. The transcript has 12 exons. Gene Ontology annotation, biological process: protein phosphorylation; intracellular signal transduction. Gene Ontology annotation, cellular component: cytoplasm; nucleus. The record is from RefSeq and is a predicted model, not a curated record.